AUGCUGCAUCGUCAAACCACUGCAAUAAUUAGUAAUACAUCGAAACAUCCUGAAUCAUCGUUGUCGUUAACGCCCGCCGAGUGUCAGCAGAUGUCAUCAUCUAUUCCGCCUAAGCAAUCGCCGAAUGUUCCAUCUACCCAACAGUGUCAGCCGCAUGUGUCUUUAAGUCCACCGGUCACUGCCCCGACGACUAGCCACUGUUCGUCACUGAUUAAGCAAACUUACCAAUCAGUUCCAGCUGCGGUGCUACUUUCUACCGCUCUUGUAAAGGUUUUUGGUACAACUAGUAAUUUCGUGUGGGCACGAGCUCUCCUGGAUUCCGGUUCCGAGUUUAAUUUUGUUUCGGAACGACUAGUUCAAAUGCUGCAUCUGCAACGUACCAAAGAAUUUGUUCCGGUCAGAGGCAUCGGAGCUUCAGCCACUUCGUCGAAAUAUUUCACCCAUAUUCGCGUCCAAUCCCAGUAUAAUAAUUUUGAAGACAACUGGAAAUUCCAUGUGCUUUUAAAAAUUACUCUACAGCUGCCAAAUCAAUUCAUCGAUGUUGCGCAGUUGGAGUUGCCGCCUGAUACCGUGUUAGCCGAUCCUUCGUUUUACAAACCAGGUCAUAUCGACCUGAUUCUUGAUGUGCAAGUUUUCUACGAGCUUCUACGUGACGGUCGGAUCAAAAUAGGUAAUGCUGGACCAGUAUUGCAAAACACUCCUCUUGGUUGGGUGAUUUCAGGGAGGGUUAAGCUAGAAAACCUUCAUUCAGCGGUCGCCAACGUGGCUCAUGUAGGGCCGUCAGCCUCGAUCGAGGAGUUACUUACACGUUUCUGGGAAAUCGAAUCCUGCCGUAUCCAGAGCACCCAAUCAAUUGAAGAAGCAGAGUGCGAAAAAUACUUCGAUAAAACGGUCACCAGAGAUUCGUCGGGUCGGUUCGUUGUUACACUUCCUAAAAGGUCAUCGUUGAUUUCGCAGCUUGGGAGUUCCAGAGACAUUGCUGAUCGCCGAUUCUAUUCGUUAGAACGUCGCUUAAAUGCAAAUCCUGCGCUAAAGAAAGCCUACUCAGCGUUUAUUCACGAGUACAUAAAUCUAGGCCACAUGAAACUAAUCGAUGAUUCAACGGCCAACCCAUCCGAACCAUCUUACUAUCUUCCUCAUCAUUGUAUCGUUAGACCAGAUAGUACUACCUCCAAAUUGCGCGUCGUUUUCGACGCAUCAUGUGCCACGGAUUCUGGAAUAGCGCUCAAUGAUACGCUAAUCGUUGGCCCAGUCAUACAAGAUGACCUGUUAUGCCACAUAUUGAGAUUUAGGAUGCCAAAAUUCGUCAUAACCGCCGACAUCGAGAAGAUGUACCGGCAGAUAAGGGUUUGCGAAGCUGAUCAACCUCUCCAGAGAAUUAGAUGGAGAGACAACCCAUUUGAACCGGUUAAAAGCUAUCAACUGAUGACAGUAACGUACGGUACAUCAUCCGCUCCAUACCUUGCAACUAAAUGUUUGCAGAGACUCUCGCGGGAUAAUACAGGAAAUUUCCCGCUCGCAUCGAUUGUCGUUCGUCGUGAUUUUUAUAUGGAUGACUUGCUUACGGGAACUAACAGUGUCGAAGAAGGUCAACAACUCUGUCAGGAAUUGCUUGCUAUAACCAAAUCUGCUGGCUUUGUCCUUCGCAAGUGGGCGUCAAACAAUCUCGCGAUUAUUCGGGAUGUACCUGUGGAACUGAAAGACGAACGCACACUACUAAAAUUGGACGCUUCAUCCAUCAAAACCCUGGGACUACAGUGGGAUACCGUCACCGAUGAAUUUAAAUUCGAGGUUCCAAAGCAUAGUGAUCGACUACCGAUUACGAAACGAAGGGUCUACUCUGAUAUCGCACGCCUAUUCGAUCCCCUAGGACUGGUGGGACCAGUCGUAGUCCAAGCUAAGUUAUUUCUACAAAGGCUCUGGCACGAAAACAACGAUUGGGACGUUGAAUUAGCACGAUUGGAUAGGAUUCAGAGAUAG
Messenger RNA from Wyeomyia smithii (pitcher-plant mosquito), 1980 nucleotides. RefSeq lists its product as uncharacterized. The record is from RefSeq and is a predicted model, not a curated record. The transcript has a single exon. Bases 1 to 1980 code for a protein of 659 amino acids. Lineage: Eukaryota; Metazoa; Arthropoda; Insecta; Diptera; Culicidae.